This is a messenger RNA of Syngnathus acus (greater pipefish), 1140 nucleotides long. RefSeq names its product transmembrane protein 238-like. The transcript has a single exon. The coding region runs from base 412 to 903 and encodes 163 amino acids. NCBI's taxonomy places the organism in Eukaryota, Metazoa, Chordata, Actinopteri, Syngnathiformes, Syngnathidae. The record is from RefSeq and is a predicted model, not a curated record.
ACUCAUCCGUUAGAUUCAACCAAUAGAAAUGAUUCAUAAUGUCUUUUCCAAGAUCUUAAGCGGCAUGGUGGAUGAGUGGUUUGCACAUCUGCCUCGUAAAAUUAACACAAGGAUUGAACUCAAUGCAUUUCAUGAAAUGUAUACACACCUUUGUUUUGACUUUCCUCUUUUGAGUGUCGGCCCCACACUUGCUUGGAAGUCAGACGAGUGAACCAUGACGCGACUAUGAUGAUUCAACAAUUUUUUUUUUCUUCAAGUCAGCUGGCCGGUGCGAUUUGUUGAUAACCACAUGUGCACACUGAACUUCGACCGUUGUUACUGCAGAAUUUGUGAGAGCUACAACGCGACUCGCAGCACACAUUGCUGCUCGGGGGAUCCACAUCUGGAUUGAUUCUGAUCUUCUCAAGGAUCAUGUCGAUGACCUCCGUGCAGAUGGAAGCGGCGGUGGAGAGAAGGUACACAGGAGUGGGCCGUUGUAAGUGCUCCUUCUGGUUCGCCGUGGCUCACGACAUCCUCGGCGUGCUCAUCAUGAUGGUGGGGGUCUUCGGGGGCCUGGCCAUCCACGACCUUUUCAUCUACGCCGGUGGCAUCGUCAUCUUCCUCAGCCUCAUCUGGUGGGUCUUCUGGUACUCGGGCAACAUCGACGUGCCGCCUGAGGAACUGGAGGACGACGUGGGGCUCAUCAAACCGAGGAAUAAAGGACUCAGCCGAGUGGUGAGGCGCGUGUCCAACCAGCUUUCCAGCGGGAUUCGGAACUCUCUGAGAAAGAAUGGCGGUUCGACCAGACAACCCCCGGCGGGAAAGAGAGCCCCGAUCACAGAAGAGUCAUCACUUUUCACGAUCUAUGACAGCAACAUGGCCUCGUCGUCAAAACAACUUGUGAGAGAGACACUGUCAAUAUGAACUAAUCCUUGACAUUGGCAUCCAAACCUUCAUUGAGCCAUUUCGAGCUAUCUCUGUUAUGUAUAGAAAGAAGAAACAAAGCUUACAAAUUUUGGAUUUGCACCCUUGUCAAGCUGAAUGAGGUUUCUUGUUAUUUAGACUAUGCUUCACUGUUAUUUUGUCUUGAUCUUGAAUUUUCAUUUGUAUUUACUUUGAUUUCUGAUUGUACCAAUUUGCAAACAAAGUCAUGCACUCGUC